AUGGCAGAUGAAGCAGAUGCAGCGGGAAGGCGGGGCGGGGCGGAGGCCCCCUGGGGCCCUGGGAUGCGGAACCGCGGGCCUGGGCGGAGGCCACGGAGCUCGAUCAAGUCCCUGGAGGAAAUCUAUCUCUUCUCCCUGUCCAUCAAGGAAUCUGAGAUCAUUGACUUUUUCCUGGGGGUCUCUCUCAAGGACGAGGUUUUGAAGAUUAUGCCGGAGCAGAAGCAGACCCGCGCCAGCCAGUGCACUAGGUUCAAGGCGUUUGUUGCCAUCAGGGACUACAAUGGCCACGUCGGUCUGGGUGUUAAGUGCUCCAAGGAGGUGGCCACUACCAUCCGCAGGGCCAUCAUCCUGGCCAAGCUCUCCAUUGUCCUCGUGCGCAGAGGCUACUGGGGGAACAAGAUCUGCAAUCCCCACACCGUCCCUUGCAAGGUGACAGGCCGCUGCGUCUCUGUGCUUGUGCGCCUCAUCCCCGCUCCCAGGGGCAUUGGCAUCGUCUCGGCGCCUGUGCCCAGGAAGCUGCUCAUGAUGGUUGGUAUCGAUGACUGCUACACGUCAGCCAGGGGCUGCACUGCCACCCUGGGCAACUUUGCCAAGGCCACAUUUGAUGCUGUUUUUAAGACCUACAGCUACCCGACCCCCGACCUCUGGAAGAAGACUGCAUUCACCAAGUCUCCCUAUCAGGAAUUCACUGACCACCUCCUCAAGACCCACACCAGAGUCUCGGUGCAGAGGACCCAGGCUCCAGCUGUGGCUACAACAUAGGGUUUUUAUACAAGAAAAAUAAAGUGAAUUA
Symphalangus syndactylus (siamang) is the source of this 793-nucleotide messenger RNA. RefSeq names its product small ribosomal subunit protein uS5-like. Lineage: Eukaryota; Metazoa; Chordata; Mammalia; Primates; Hylobatidae. Gene Ontology annotation, molecular function: structural constituent of ribosome; RNA binding. The record is from RefSeq and is a predicted model, not a curated record. Gene Ontology annotation, biological process: translation. Gene Ontology annotation, cellular component: cytosolic small ribosomal subunit; ribosome.